Messenger RNA from Aspergillus japonicus CBS 114.51, 2433 nucleotides. RefSeq lists its product as uncharacterized. The transcript has 5 exons. Gene Ontology annotation, biological process: regulation of DNA-templated transcription. The record is from RefSeq and is a predicted model, not a curated record. The coding region runs from base 1 to 2433 and encodes 810 amino acids. Gene Ontology annotation, molecular function: DNA-binding transcription factor activity, RNA polymerase II-specific; zinc ion binding. NCBI's taxonomy places the organism in Eukaryota, Fungi, Ascomycota, Eurotiomycetes, Eurotiales, Aspergillaceae.
AUGGACUGCGGGAGUACUGGCACCGCUGCGGGCAUCGACCCCAAAAUCCUCGAUAACUGGCAAACUGACAACUUUCCUAUUUCUGCGUACGAGCAUCCGGGCUACGAACAACAACCGUUGGAGUGGGAUACGAGCCAGGAUUCCAGUCAGGGCGAUGCCGAUAUCGUCGAGAUAAAUGGCCCUCAUGGCUCUCUCGCGCGGGACCCUUCAACGGUCUCAAUGGUCGGACAGCCGGACGACUAUCAGGGCAGUGAUUACAGUAAACAACCAGGAACAUCUACUCCCGACAAAUUCAGCAUAGUAGAUGGCACAAUCUCCGGCACUGUCAGUGCGACUAUCAGCCCUAGAACCCUGCCUUCCUCCGCCGAUGACAACUUCCAUCUGGAUGAGUCAUGGCCGCCUUUUCACCUAUUCAACGCCAUUUCGGUUGGAAUUCCCGGCGAGACUGGUCUCCUCUAUCCAUACGCCAAGGAGCCUGUCGCUUCCACCAACACGGUCAUUGUCGAAGACUCUGGAGACCUGCCUCAGGGACAAGGAUUCUCAGAUGUCGCCUCUGAUCAGUUCGUGCCGUUUCAGCCCCUGCCGCCGGCGUUCUCCUUCCCCCCAGCGGAAUACUGGUCUGAACAGCCCGCCGCCACUGCUGAAAACAUUUCCCGCCAGACGCCGAUGUCGCUCGCAAUGGGCUCGCAGUCAGCGACUAAGGGAAUGCGCAGCUAUCACGGCCAUGUACGGUCUCUGGAUUCCCGCUGGCUAGAUAGCUUGGAGGCUCAGUUACCGAGCAACAUGACCUCCCCUGCGUCAAUGACGAUGCCGCAGGAUCCCCCCUACUUCAAAGAAGAACCCAAAAACCAAGAUGAAUUUCAGUACAAGUCGGAGAGCUCGUCCGUGUCUGGGGAUCUCUCCACCAUGUACGACCCUUACUCGGCUACAACGGACGGCAUCCCCGCUUUUGCCGACCGACAGUUGGAUGAUGAAUGGAAGGAUGAGCGAAAUGAUGGUUCACCAUCCGACGCAGCGCAACCCCUACAGAAUGCUACUGCCUUCAUGGUCAGCGAGAACCCAGCGGAAUCCUACUACGUUCCGGUCGAUUCUCGGCCGAGAGCGUCGUCUGCCGCUCAGCGAGCGCCUGCACGGCCACAGGCUCUAUCCAUGCAGUCGGUCGCUACGGUUCGAAAGCGCAAGCAGCGCAACCUUAGCGUGAACCUGGACCAGGUACAAUGCAAACCACUGCAGAUUGUGCAAGAGGAUGGCCAGGGCGGCUCGAUUGCCUCCGCUGACUUCAUUUCUCCGCCUCGUGGAGCGCGCCGUAAGGGGCCUCUGUCUAUGGUCGGAAGGGCAAAUGCUGGAUUGCGAAGAAAGAAUAAGGACACGUGUGUCCAGUGCCGAUUGAACAAGCGCAAGUGCGAUGGGAAUGCUCCCUGCGAUGCGUGCCGCCCUACGCUGCAUGAACAGCCUUGCGCUCGCGCCUGCUUUUCGAACAUCGUUGAAUAUGGUGUUUGCAAUUAUAUCUCCCAACGAGCGGUCAAUCACCCCACCCUGGAUGGCUCAAGGCGAGUGCGGAUGGAGAUUCCUUCCGAAUUCGAUCUGAAUGACUUGAUUUCAUUCCUCGGUGAACGCCAAGGCCGGUUCAACAUCCGGGCCAGUCAGUCCUGGGGAUCUCUUUAUACCCUGGAUUUGGCGGAGACCUAUCGGUUUUUGCGUGGCUUGAGCGAGUAUAAUGGCAACGCGAAGUCGACCUUCCUUGAAUUCGUUGACCGACGACUCGUCGAGUCAAAGGACAAGUCGAAGAAUUGGCUCACGUGCGUGAAGGACUGUGACCCAAUGGCCAACACUUAUACUCUUCUCGCGAGAUGGAACAACAUGCCCAGCCGUGCGGCCUACAGCUUUGUUCCUCUCCAAGCGGGUGAGGCCGAGAGACCAAUGAACAUUGACGACGCUGAAGAUAGGCGAGAAAUUCUCAUGGCGGCCCAGCUGUCGCGCAUCAUCUGCCGUAUGCUGGAAGUUGAAGGAUUCCGCAAACUGGAACGUGACUUCUAUAACAUCAAGUGGAAGCAGAUCUCUCAGGAUACGCACCUGCGAUUCCUCAACGAACUCGGUCACAUACUGCUGACCCUACGUUGGCGCAUGUCCUGGUGGAAGCAACUCGGAGAUGGUGGUCGCGAACCUGACCCCAGCAAACAGCACUACGUCGAUCGGGUUCAUCUACUGUGCAGGAUUCUUUACGUUUACUACACUUGUGUGAUGGCGAAGCUUCCUUCAUGGUCGGCCUCGGAGGUGCCCAAGGGGACGUGGUCUACGUAUGCGGACUCGGAGAACGCGGUUUGGGAUGACUUCCCUAGCGACCCCACUGACGACGGCUUUGCUCGCUGGGUUGAGCACGGGCAAGAGCUGAUCGAGCAGUCGGGGGCUCCGAUCCGGAUGUCGAAGAUGUGA